This is a messenger RNA of Spinacia oleracea (spinach), 1077 nucleotides long. RefSeq names its product ferredoxin, root R-B1-like. The record is from RefSeq and is a predicted model, not a curated record. Lineage: Eukaryota; Viridiplantae; Streptophyta; Magnoliopsida; Caryophyllales; Amaranthaceae. Gene Ontology annotation, molecular function: electron transfer activity; 2 iron, 2 sulfur cluster binding. The coding region runs from base 368 to 829 and encodes 153 amino acids. Gene Ontology annotation, biological process: electron transport chain. Gene Ontology annotation, cellular component: plastid. The transcript is spliced from 3 exons.
CCGGAUUAUGGGAGUUGACAACUUUCAGGCGUUGACUGUGACACGUGUCAACCGGUAACUGACACGUGGCAAUUUUAAGGGUAAAAAAAGUUAUAAAAAAUAACUUUUUCCCCAAAUUCCCACCAAAAGACUAAUUGGGUUAAUUAACCCCCCCCCAAAAAAAAUUGCAAUUCAUUACCUCUCUCCUCUACGUGACUCCACACCGAGGAGUACUGGAAGAUUCAAGUCCGAGAAAAGCACUUAGCCACUUCAAUUUGCUGCCACGAAUUGUGAUUAAUACCACACGAAUCAGGAAAGUUUGGUGAAAGUCUCGAUUUCUCUAAACUGUUGUUGCAAUCAAAUCACAAAAGGCGAGUGCAGAUCGAAUAUGUCGACUGUGAAAGUAGGUGUUGAAUGUGUGACAAGGAGCAUUCCAAGGACACCAAUAGCUAUGACCCCGAUGGUGAAAUGUCCUGUAUCCUUAGGCAGUGUAAAAAGUAUCUCCAAGUCAUUUGGGUUGAAAUCUUCAUCGUUGAGGUUUAGAACAAGUGCAAUGGCAGUAUACAAGGUUAAGUUAAUUGGUCCUGAUGGAAGUGAAAACGAGGUUGAUGUCCCUGAUGAUGCUUACAUCCUAGACGCAGCAGAAAAAGCAGGGGUUGAGCUGCCAUACUUGUGCAGAGUAGGUGCAUGUUCAAUUUGUGUUGGUCAGCUUGCAAAUGGAACAGUUAAUCAAUCUGAUGGAUCUUACCUUGAUGAUAAUCAAAUACAGCAGGGUUGUUUGCUCACAUGUGUUUCUUACCCGCGAUCCGACUGUGAAAUUCAUACUCACAAGGAGAAUCAUCUUUACUGAUCCAUUUCAGGACUCAGAUUUAUUCCAUCUCGUUUUAUGUAUUUCUAUUCCUACUUGCGUAUGUAUGUUGUGUGUCGUAAACGGUAACAUGUCAGUUUCGUGGCUGUUGCUUUUUAGCUCUUUCAAUUUAGCCUUCCUUUAGUUUUCCUUCUAAAGUGUUAAAACUCACUAGUUCCAAAACACAAAGAGAAGGACGAGUUUUAACCUACCAAUAAAACUGCUGUAUCUAUUCCCCAUGGUUUGCACUA